AUGGCGCUCGGGGAGCCGGGGCUGCAGCGGGGCGCGCGGGGCUCGGGCGGACGGACGGACGGAUGCACGGAGCCGCGGCGGGGCGCGCGGGGCUUGGCGGAGGCGCGGGCUGCGGGCGGGCGGGCGCGGUGUGACCUUCGCGCGGUCCUCUCGGGGCGGCACGCCUGGGCGCUGGGUCGCGGGCGAAGAACCAGCUCGGGCUGCGGAGCCGCCGCCGCGCCGCUUAAUACCCGCGCCGCCCGUCACGUGGCCGCCCGGCCGCGCCCCCGCCCCGCCCCGGCCCCCGCCCGCGCCCGCCCUCGCCGCUCCCUGCACGUGCGGGCGGACAGCGGGGCCGGGCGGCGGGGGUCCGCGCUCCCCGCGCUGCCCCAAACCUCCCGCGCCGGGAGCCGAGGCCGCAGGCACCAGCGCACGCCUCCCACCCAGCCACCCACCCACCCUCUGGCUCGCGGCGCGGCUGGUCUUGCGGGCGCCCAGGUGGGUUCCCAGGUGGAUUCAUCUGAGGUUAACCCAACCUGGACCCUGGAGUCUCCUCAAAUGUCCAUCGAUGAAAAUUCCCAGGCAACUCCAGUUGCCUCUCAACCUACGUCUGAGCUGUUAAUGAAGAACCUCAGUAACCUGACGCUCAACCCUCGUAUCAAACUGCCACUUAUUCUACCUCAACCUACUGGGCGGUUACUUGGUGAAAACAUACCCUACAGGCGAGGGGUGAGGACCAUGUUAACUGAUCGGAGAGAGAAGAUGGAACGGCUGAUUCAAUCUAUUAAAAAACGCUAUGGCAAAGGAGUUCCUCAGUCUGACACUCAAAGAGAACCACAGCAGAAUGAUGCUGAGACUCGAUCAAGAGUGCAAAGAAUUAGAUGUAGCUGUCGUUUUUGCCGGUUUCAUAGAGAUUCUUCUGAGGAUAGGGAUGAGAAUUAUUACAAUAAGAAGUAUUAUAGUAAUCAUGACACGGAGUCGAAUGAGCCAUAA
Hippopotamus amphibius kiboko is the source of this 972-nucleotide messenger RNA. RefSeq lists its product as uncharacterized. Gene Ontology annotation, biological process: epigenetic programing of female pronucleus. The record is from RefSeq and is a predicted model, not a curated record. The transcript is spliced from 2 exons. The coding region runs from base 1 to 972 and encodes 323 amino acids. Gene Ontology annotation, cellular component: nucleus. NCBI's taxonomy places the organism in Eukaryota, Metazoa, Chordata, Mammalia, Artiodactyla, Hippopotamidae.